This is a messenger RNA of Lemur catta (Ring-tailed lemur), 2165 nucleotides long. It is a transcript of the gene CCDC38, whose product is annotated as coiled-coil domain containing 38. Lineage: Eukaryota; Metazoa; Chordata; Mammalia; Primates; Lemuridae. The transcript is spliced from 16 exons. Gene Ontology annotation, cellular component: centrosome. The record is from RefSeq and is a predicted model, not a curated record. The coding region runs from base 290 to 1954 and encodes 554 amino acids.
UCCGCGGACGGCACGUGCGGGGUGCGGAGGAGGGGCUUGAGGUGCGGGCUUGCUCUUGGGUCCGCGCGGCCGCGAAGCGGGGUGGCGGGUGCCGCGCACUUUUCGGUUGGCCAGCUCCGCCCCGGAUCCGCUGCCUGACGGUCCCCGGCAUGAAGGGGAACCCGGGAGGGUAGAGCCGAGACGACACGAUCGAUUGGCGCCUCCGCCCACCUGCCCCACCACGCCUUCCUGAAGAGUAGAUAGGUUGGAACCGCUCGGGAUUCCAACUCGCUGAGGACCAGGAGACAAAAUGUCAUCAAAUUUAUUGCCGACAUCACUGAAUUCUGGAGAUACAGUAAAGGAUGACUCAAUCAAAAAGGAAAGACCUUAUAAGAUCUUUUUCAAAGAUCUCUUUCUUUUCAAAGAAAAUGAAAUGGCAGCAAAGAGAAAGGAAAAAGUUAUGAACCGUAGCAUGAAAAUCCACCAAAAGUCUACUUUUUCAUCCCGAAUGAAGAGUCAUUCACACCUGAGGCAACUAGCUUUGCACUCUGAGGCAGGUGGUAGCUCAUUUGAAAAGUAUGGGCUAGAUCCCACUCUUAUUCUCAGAUUAACAGAAGGUGCAGACUCAAAAAGGACUGUCCAUGAAUUUAUUAAUGACCACAGAGACAGAUUUCUGCUUGAGUAUACUCUGUCAACCAAAAGAAACACAAUUAAAAAGUUUGAAGAAAGCAUAGCAGCGAAAGAAAGGCAACUCGUAAAAGCAGAAAGAAAGCUCCAAGAUGACACAAUGGCCUUUGAAGAGUUUCUUCGAGAAAAUGACCAGAGAUCAGUGGAUGCUCUUAAAAUGGCAGCACAAGAAACUAUAAACAAACUCCAAAUGACGGCAGAGCUGAAGAAAGCGAGUACGGAGCUGCAGGCCGUGAAGAGUGAAAUAGCAAAAACAGAAUUCCUCCUUAAUGAGUACAUGAAAUACGGGUUUUUCCUGCUGAAAUUGUCUCCAAAGCAUUGGCAAAUGGAGCAGGCACUUAAAAAAGCGCAGGCAACAAAAACAAAUACCAUCCUUCCAAAACUAGUCUCAGAAGACACCUUGGAGGAGCACAGGCAGACAUCACUCGUUUCGGAAGACUCUCCUCAUAAAAGUAGCCAAGGAAAGCCACUCAGGAAGUUCAGUCUCACCCCAGAGAAAACGAAAUCAACCACAUCAAACCAGGCUGAAAGUGUCAGUUCAGAAGACAGUUUGGAAUUAUUUUCAGAUGAUAUGGACUUUGAUGUGGACCCAGUGCUAUAUUUCAAAGAACCAGAAGAGUUGCUUCAAGUCCUCAUAGAGCUGGAAGAGCAGAAUCUUACUUUGGUCCAAUAUUCCCAAGAUGUAGAUGAAAAUCUUGAAGAUGUAAACAAAAGAGAAAAAGUUAUACAGGAUAAAAUAAAUAGCAACAUAGAGUUUCUUUUGGAGCACAAGGAAAUGCUUAAGGCUAACUGUGAGAGAGAAGAAGAAAAAGCAGCAGAAUUGGAAUUAAGGUCCCGGCUAUUUAAUUUUGGAGAAUUUAAUUCAGAUGCUCAGGAAAAACUGAUAGAUUCACUUAGUAAAAAAAUUAAUCAAGUGUACAAAGUCUGCAUUGGAGACGCUGCGGUCAGCAGCCUCAGCACGGUUCAAAAGCUGGUAAAAGUAGAGUCUCGCCUGGUGGAGCUGAGUGAUCUCAUUGAGGGCAUUCCCAAAGAAAGCAUGGAGGCAAUUGAGAGGAUGAAACAGAAAGAACGGCGGCAAAAGUUGCGUGAUGAGAAAAUGAGAGAAAAACAAAGAUACCAGGAAGAAAGACUAAAAGUUGCUCUGGAAAGGGCAGUAGCACAACCAAAGAAAAAGUUGGGAAGACGACUUGUCUAUCGUUCAAAACCUCCAUCUGGUAGCAAACAAAGAAUACUUUUAGUCAGUGAUACAAGAACAAAAACACAAGAGGAAGAAUAUUUUUUUACUUGAAAAGCAGCAGUAAGACAUUUCAUUGCCAGAAUGUUUUUAGGUAUAUUUUGUCAAUUUUGGCUUUCAGUAAUGGCAAUAUUCUGCCCCAUAUACUGGCCUAAUCACUUUGAGGAAGACAGGCCCUUAUUCUAAAGAGCUACAGGAUUAUUUUCUAUUGCUGAAGCCUUUCAGUGUUCAUAUCGUAAAGUACUAUUCUAUAUAGCUAAACAUU